GUUUGCACAUCUGUUUAGCGUUAUCGGUCACGAAGAGCGAAUUAUUGUGUUCGCGCGUCGCACUAACUUCAUCAAGCAGAAAAUCGAACAACAGUCAAAAUUCCAUAUGUCGCCUCGACUAUUGCGACAAGUAGAGUGAAAGCAUGGAAAGUAAAAGUGAGGAGGCUGAACGGAUAAAUCUUACAGGAAGCGGGGUGGGAGGAAAAGAAAUCCGAAUUGUCAACAGGGAGAAAAGAAGCGAGCCCGUGUUAAGUGUGGUAGACAUAUUGCUAUCAAUUUUUGUGGUGACGCCUCUUGUUGUUGCCAGCUGGAGAGGAUUAUGGGGGCUUAUGGAUUUUUACGGAUUUUAUUUCCCACCGUUUUCGAUUUUCGUUGUCGGAAUUACUAUUCAUGUAAUCUUAGCUUUAUGUCAGGACACCCUCCAUGAUGCUAUCAUUGAAUCCGAAAAACAUUGGACUUUGAAACUAGUAUCACAUUUCUUAAGAAGAUUCUACACCUACAUAUUUCUAAUUAUAACUAUAUUCCAUUGGAGAGGGGGUUGGAUGAUUUUGGAUUAUUAUACAAAUGUACAGUAUACUGAUGAUGGAGUAACAAAAAAGGAAAAUUCCCAAUGGAUUUUAUUGAUUUGUACUGGAUGUUUUAUAACGCUGGCUUGCAUGAAAGGAUUGAGAAAUGCCACAGCACCACCUUACGGCAUCUGUUUGGAUAAAGGGAAUUUUGUGUUCAAAUUUCCCACAAUGUUCAAAUUUAAUGCUCAAACAAAUACGAUGCUUUACCUUCUAGACUGCUUGUUUUCCGUGGCUGUAGUAGGUAACCUAGUCAUUUUUUUCUGGAGGGGAUUGUGGGUAGUAACUGACAUAAUUAUAUUACCAGACAAUUUUAUUCAGUCAUCAUGGGCAAGCUUGGUAUUGGGACUUCUACUAGUUGGUUUGGUCUAUAGGCUACAAGCUUGCAUGAAAAAGCUGUGCACAUCGUUAAAAGGCUUCGCCAAGCUUUUUAUAGCUGAUUUUUAUAUUUUACUUUCAAUUGUUAGCACACUUCUGUUUUGGAGAGGAGUAUGGAACUUGUUAAUAAUAUAUUUUUUGCCAGACAAUCCAUUGUGGAGUUGUAUUUUGUCGCACUUUAUUGGACUGACGUUCCUGUUAGUGUUGGGCUGUUCGAAUUCAAUGCUAGUUAGGGGAGUUUAUAAAGAUGGGAAGGAGCCAAAUGGAGAAUGUGUCGUAUUUCCCUGUCAUUAUUUGAGGAUAUUAUUUGAAGAAGAAUAUUCUUAUAAUGACAGCAGCAGUGAGAGUAGCGUUACGAAGUUGUAUACCGAAGUUGAGACUGCAUAAAAUGAUUGAACCCGUCUUGAAGUAAAGUAUCAGAUUGCUUUAAAACUGUAAAAUAAGUUGUUGUAAUACGGUGAUAAAUUUUGUAUUAAAAAUAUAUAAUUAUAGAUACUC
Sitophilus oryzae (rice weevil) is the source of this 1442-nucleotide messenger RNA. RefSeq lists its product as uncharacterized. The coding region runs from base 144 to 1331 and encodes 395 amino acids. Gene Ontology annotation, biological process: clustering of voltage-gated calcium channels; neuron-neuron synaptic transmission; neuromuscular synaptic transmission. Lineage: Eukaryota; Metazoa; Arthropoda; Insecta; Coleoptera; Curculionidae. Gene Ontology annotation, cellular component: presynaptic membrane. The transcript has 6 exons. The record is from RefSeq and is a predicted model, not a curated record.